Molecule: messenger RNA, 1029 nt
Organism: Brachypodium distachyon (stiff brome)
Lineage: Eukaryota; Viridiplantae; Streptophyta; Magnoliopsida; Poales; Poaceae
Product: NDR1/HIN1-like protein 1
Exons: 1
Coding region: 167-850 (227 amino acids)
Biological process (GO): defense response to other organism
Source: RefSeq, a predicted model, not a curated record
UCACCAGCUCACUCCACUCCCCACUCGGGGCUCCCCCAUCAAUAUAAUCAACGAUCUUCUGUGCUACGAACGACUAUCCACCAAUUACCAGAAAGAAAAGCUCUCUUCUUUCUUGGUGAAGACAGCACAAGAAGAGGAUCAAUCGAAGAAGAAGAGCGAGGAAAAGAUGUCGAUCAAGCACUGCGACAAGCACGGCGACUGCGAGCGGCAGCGGCUGUACCGCCGCUUCUGCGCGGGUCUCCUGGCCUUCAUCCUCCUCGUCCUCCUCAUCAUCCUCAUCGUCUGGCUCAUCCUCCGCCCCUCCAAGCCCCGCUUCUACCUCAACGGCCUCCAGGUCCUCUGCCUCAACGCCUCCCAGGGCUCCUCCGGCUACUCUGGCGCCGCCGGCGCGUACCUGACGGUGACGCUGCAGGCGACGCUGGCGGCGCGUAACCCGAACGAGCGGGUGGGGAUCUACUACGACCGCGCGGACGCGUACGCGGAGUACAAGGGCGCGCAGCUGACGGUGCCGACGGCGCUUCCCGUGGUGUACCAGGGCCACCUCGACACCUCCGUCUGGUCGCCCUUCCUCUCCGGCGCCGACGUGCCGCUGCCGCCCUACCUCGCCGUCGCGAUGCAGCAGGACAAGGCGGCGGGAUACGUGCUGCUCACCGUCAGGGUGGAUGGGUGGAUCAGGUGGAAGGCCGGCGCGUUUAUUACCGGGCAUUACCGGCUCAGGGCUAGGUGCCCUGCUCUGCUCACCGUCGUCAAUGGCGCCGGACAGGGGAACGACGGCUAUGGUUCCGGUGUCUCCUCCGGUGGCAGCGGCUUCAACUUCCAGCGGGCGGCGCCGUGCGUCGUCGACGUCUGAAUGAAUUGCCCUCAACUGCUCUUCUGUUGUCUGUUACUUGUGUUGUAGCCGUGAUGUGUCCUCCCGUCUCGUCAGAAGAAGACUUUUGGUUCCAGUAAAUAUAUACAUAAAUAUAUACCACUGCAAUAGAAUGGAUGCGUUCAAUUUUGCUCCUAGCACAUGAGCUAGGCUAGCUAUAA